GCGCCAUUGGCGCACGAAAGCAGUUUCACUUCCUGUCAUGGCUCACACGGCUAUCACACACCCGACGAAGAUGAUACCAGCGAAUCCAGCUCGACUUCGCAAGCGCACAGCAACAGCAGCAGCAGCAGUGGUAGUGGUAGCAGUCGUAGCGCUAAUAGACGUGAAAAGCGUGUGCAUAAUGAUGGCACUGAAAGCGAUACCAGCAGUGAGGAGUGCGUACAACUGAUCGAUAAUGACACUGUGCAACACAAUAUACGCAUUGAAUAUGCCGACUAUGGUGGCUCUGAAGCGGCUACCGAUUAUGCUGAUGUGCUAUCGGAGAAGAGUGAGAACACCGAUAAUGCACUCGCCGAAGAUGUUGUUGCUGGCGCUGUGCGCUUACGCUUGCCCAAAAUCGAUAUACAGCCGCAUUCGCAGCCCACCACACCCAGUUCGGAUCACACUACAAUUCCUCUGGAUGGUUUUCUCGACGUACAUCGCAUGUCAUUUGGUUCUGCUCCCAAUUCCGAUUUGACAACGGUCAUACGCGAAGAGGACUCCGACGUUUCGAAUGAGGUCUUCUCGCCGCCAACUUAUGAAUCCAUACAGCAGCCGACUUUGUUGCACACUUUAGUGGUUCCUGUAACUACGUCGUGCAGUCUGAAUGUAAAUGUUAGUGGUGGCAGCUCGAUUAUCUCUUCGAAUUUGAUUACUGAUGGUGCCUCUGGUCGUCAUCGUCGUCAGUCAUCAGUUAAUGCUGUUUCAUGGAAUGAAACUGUUUCGGUGCAAUGCGCUCCGGAUGAAAAUACUGAUCCCGCUGAAGAAGUAGGCUGUAAACCUUCGGUGGAACUGUCCGUCACCAUGCGCCAGAAGUCGCUACAUCGACGUCACCUGAGUUUGGGCAAUGCUACAUACCCCUUGGAUGAGCAGAGUGUGCUGCGGGAUAGCACGCGACGUGACAGUAGCGUGUCUUGGGCACGUGAUGCCGCCACUCAACGUGCCAAAACACGUCCGCACAGUUGGGGGCCCGUUGGUACGGCCUAUUAUAUGGAUUCGUUGAUGUCUGAACCAGUCGAUACUAAGCUGCAUGGACAAUGUAUUUGGAGAUUAAGAUUUCUAGAACAUGGUGCUCCAAGCAAACCGCACAAACGGAAAGAGAUUAAGUUACACGGACCUGAUGCGCCCGACGCGCCUGUUGUCGUUGAACAAUUAAGGCUGCCACACAAAAAAGCUGUACGUGCCGGAGAUUAUUACAUGUUCGAAGAUGUGGAUGAUAAAUUCGAAUUGGACGUAAUCGAUGAUGAGCAAGAUUUCCUAUCGGAACAAGAAAGCGAAAAGAAAUUGCAACGUCGUAAAACGGUCAUAAAUACUGACAUAAAACGCAAGUCCGAAGUAACUCCAUCAACAAGCAAGGAAGCCAAAGAGGCAUCCGAAUUGGAGGAGAAGAAGAAAAAGAGCGAUGUAGUCGACUCUGAGGACUCUGAAGAUGAUUUGGAGGCAAAUCCCAUAAUUCGUCUAUUGGAAGGUUUCCUAGUAUCUCUGACAAUUGGUUUACAUCGCUUGUCACGCAACUAUCGUUAUGUAAAUAAAAUUAUGUCGAAUGAGAAGCGCUUGCUUAAGGAAACUCAUAGCGUCAAUUUGCUGAUACGACCAGCCGCCAGCACAGUCUUUGUCAAUAUUAAGAAUUUGUCGCCAAGUGAUGAGAAUGCAGAUCCUGCUGGCUCGAUUGGUUCUGCUUCGAUUGAUACACAAAACGAAACGAACACACGACCAUUGCCACAUAGUAUAACGAAUGUUACCGAUUUGAAUACCAUCACCUCAGACACCUCCCCACCAUCAUCGUUACCGCCACUCAUAAACGAUACACAACCAGAUCGGCAACAACAAUCAGAACUGCAACAGACAGGGGAUCCACAUGCCAUUAUUGAAAUGUCAGUGGAUACUGUCGAUGAGCGAAAUGAUAGACACGAUGAGGAAGGGCAUGUAUCAAUACAACGAUCCCACAGCCUGGUUAUGCUCGAAGAGGAUUUCACAGCGCGUGAGCAUCACAUCAUCAUCGAGUUCCUCAUUUCCCUUUGGUAUGCAUUACUCUCGAAUACGGACAUAAUUUGCUAUCUGGUGGUGUUUAUUAAUCAGGUGGUAAAUGCCAGCAUUAUUUCUUUGCCUCUACCCCUAAUGGUGUUCCUUUGGGGCACACUCUCAUUGCCGCGCCCAACGAAAACAUUUUGGGUCACACUCAUUGCUUAUACACAGGCGAUUGUGCUGAUAAAAUGUAUAUUCCAAUACAAAUUGAUUUGGGCCAAUUACAUUAAUCUGCCGAAUGAUCCAUUGGCGCCAGCAAAAAUAUUCGGCGUUGAAUUGAAUCCAAAUUAUGCCAGUUAUGAUUUAUUACUACUGCUGGUGCUAUUCUUUCACAGAUUCAUUUUAAAAUCGCAUGGUCUCUGGAAGUCGGAAUACAAGUUCCCACGCGGCACAACAUCAGUCGAUACAACACCUGAGCUAGGAAGUGAACAGCAAUUGCAGGACAGUAACAACAAAGAAAGUCCCAUUAACGAAUUAACUGCUGACGUUAAUGGCGCUCAAAGAAGAAAAGCCAUUACAGAUGUCGGAGAUAGUUCCAUGACCGAAUCAAGAACUGACACUGAUAACAAUGCCAGACCAGAGGAAACGGAUGGUGUGCGAAGAAGAAGCCCUCGAAAUCGACAUAGUGAUAAUCAUGAAACUGAUUCCGCACGCGAUAGCAGAGAGAACGUCACUGAAAAUAAUAGAAAAGAAGGUGGCGCUGAGCCACAGGAUGGCACACACUUGAUUAUCAAAAGAGAUGCUGCCGAAGAUGGUGAUAGAAGAAGUCAAGCGAGUGUUAUGAGUGCUAAUGCAUAUAAGCAAAAGCUGAAGCAUUUAAGACGUGCCAAGUACUUGUCAUCUGUGCGAAAAUUCUUUACGAAUUUGUUAUCAAAAUCUCGCCUGCCAGCUGAUGUAUAUGCGCUGAUGUUCCUCUGCGAUUUCGUCAACUUUUUCGUGCUACUUUUCGGUUUUACUGCAUUUGGUUCUCAACAAUCUGACAGCGCCGGUGGUGUACAAACAUAUUUGGAGGAAAAUAAAGUGCCAAUACCCUUCUUAAUCAUGUUGUUGGUGCAAUUCAUAUUGAUCGUAAUCGAUCGUGCUUUGUAUCUGCGUAAGGCUCUGCUGCAUAAAAUCAUUUUCCAUUUCCUCUCCGUUAUCGGCAUACACAUUUGGAUGUUCUUCAUUGUGCCUGCAGUGACUGAGCGCAGUUUCUACUCAUUGGCGCCGCCAAUUAUUUUCUACAUAAUCAAAUGUUUCUACAUACUAUUGUCGUCAUAUCAAAUUAAAUGCGGUUAUCCCAAACGUAUUUUGGGCAAUUUCCUAACAAAAGGUUUCUCGCUAGUCAACAUGGUGGCCUUCAAAGUCUACAUGGCCAUACCAUUCUUAUACGAGCUGCGAACAAUACUUGACUGGGUAUGCACGGACAGCACAAUGACACUCUUUGAUUGGCUAAAAAUGGAAGAUAUAUUUGCCGAUAUAUAUUUCAUUAAAUGUAGUCGACAAAUGGAAACUGAUUUCCCCGCCAUACGCGCCACUAAAAAGCCGAUACUUACCAAACUACUCAUGGGUGGCCUAUUCAUUAUAGCCAUUGUGAUAGCGCUUUGGGGUCCUUUGUGCAUUUUCGCAUUGGGCAAUGCUGUCGGUCAAUCGAAUAUACCCUUACAAGUGAGCAUUUCUAUACGUAUCGGUUCGUAUGCGCCCAUCUAUCAAACGAAUACACGUGAUAAUAUUAUCGCUUUCGAUGAGUCAAUGUACGGUGACAUGAAGGGUGCUUAUGUCAAGGAUCGAGCGGCAAUAACGUUCCUAAGCAGCUAUGAUGCAACUGAUAUUGCAGCUAUUAAAUUGCCAGGAAAUUCGCCUUCGCUAUGGAAUAUCUCACCACCAGAUCGCAAUCGUUUGCUGGAAGAGCUGAAAAGUAAUGGCACAAUUGUGGCUAGCUUUGCCUAUUCAAUUACACGCAUACCGCCUGACAAGAGUUUAGUGGGUACUGUUUCGAGCGAGAUCGUCUUUAAUAUGAACGAAACGUUUCCUGGUCGAGAAAACUUGAUCAACAUGUUGGAAUCAAAUGGCACCGCUUCAUCGAAGGUUGUGAGCUUGCCCGAUUUGGUGCCUAAAUUUAUUAAGAUACUAAACUCUGGCGAUGUACAAAUUGUGCACCAAUUGAUGCGAAAUGGACAAACUUAUCGGCCGCUUUCGAUUCGUAUGCGCACCAGUUCUUCUGCGCGUAUCUGGUGGGAACUUUCAGAUUUCUGCGAUGAUGAAUUCCACACAAAUUUCUUAUCGAAAUUACCCUUGGAUAAAUGCAAUUCUGGCAUCGUUUUGUAUACGUUUAACGAUAAAAAGUUCCCGUCUACAUUUAGCUUUAUUACCAAAGGCGGCAUUCUUGGCGUGUACACCACUUUCGUCAUUGUGGCAUCCCGCUUCUUCAAGUCCUUCAUUGGUGGACAAAAUCGCAAAAUUAUGUUCGAGGAUAUGCCUUAUGUGGAUAGAGUGCUGCAAUUGUGCCUUGAUAUAUAUUUGGUAAGAGAAGCGCUUGAAUUUGCGCUGGAAGAGGAUCUCUUUGCCAAAUUAAUCUUCCUGUAUCGAUCACCGGAGACGAUGAUAAAGUGGACGCGUCCCAAAGAGGAAGCUGACGAUGAAACGGACUCAGAGUCUAUGCGCAGUCGUGGUAGCUUACGUGGGGCCAGAUAAAAAACAAACGAGUGAAAAACGCACUGAUUUAUUCACACAACAACACAACUCGAAAGUUAUAAGUCUUAAAAUUU
Molecule: messenger RNA, 4808 nt
Organism: Rhagoletis zephyria (snowberry fruit fly)
Lineage: Eukaryota; Metazoa; Arthropoda; Insecta; Diptera; Tephritidae
Product: piezo-type mechanosensitive ion channel component-like
Cellular component (GO): membrane
Molecular function (GO): mechanosensitive monoatomic ion channel activity
Source: RefSeq, a predicted model, not a curated record